Molecule: messenger RNA, 498 nt
Organism: Rhizoctonia solani
Lineage: Eukaryota; Fungi; Basidiomycota; Agaricomycetes; Cantharellales; Ceratobasidiaceae
Exons: 2
Coding region: 1-498 (165 amino acids)
Source: RefSeq, a predicted model, not a curated record
AUGCCUGUCUACCCAGCGAACACCUAUAAGUCCACCACUCACAGGCUUAACCUUGGCGUAUUGACCGAGGCGCGAGCCACCAAUAUCGACCUUGAUCACUCUGACAAAAAUGGCAAGACGAGGGGUACCUCUUUUCAGUCCAAGAGCAAGCCGUUGAUUGCUAAUGCUGGAAAUGAAGUUGUGCUUUCGGCUGGCGAGUUCAUCGUGCGCUACGAUGGCAUCUUCAAGGCUAACAAGGAAUAUCCAGGUACUCUUCUGAUCCCUGAACUUCUUGAGCCGAGCAGCAUUGACAGUCGCAACGUGUUGAGGAAGCGCAAGACUAUCCCAAAGAUCGACCUUUCUGAAGUUGGGGAGAAGUACCAAGACCAUAUCUUGGUUUCGACUACAUACGAGAUCGACCUUCACUACCUUGCUAGUUGUGGCAAGAUCGCGCACAUGCACGGGUCGCUGUGGGAGGACCUGAGGAAGGAAAGGCCUCCGAUGCUUCAGAAGGAGUAG